Melozone crissalis (California towhee) is the source of this 2874-nucleotide messenger RNA. RefSeq lists its product as uncharacterized. Gene Ontology annotation, cellular component: nucleus. NCBI's taxonomy places the organism in Eukaryota, Metazoa, Chordata, Aves, Passeriformes, Passerellidae. The record is from RefSeq and is a predicted model, not a curated record.
AUGGACAACCGCUCCCAGCCUGGGCCCAUUCGCAUGAGACACGGGCCUCGUGUGCACGUGGCUCUGGGGACUCUGAGCUGGCUCUGCCCACAUCCCACUCACUGUCUGGAGAUGCAAACAGACCAAAAAGCUCCAGUCCUGACAUUCAUGGGGCUGCUGUGCUCUUUCCAGAGCUGUUUCAUCUGCUGCAAGAUGGGGGCCACCAUCACCUGCUGCCAGACGGCCUGCGACCGCACCUUCCACCUGCCCUGUGCCCCAGACGGACAAUGUGUCACCCAGUACUUCGGGGCCUACAGGUCCUUCUGCUGGGAGCACCGCCCACAGCAGGCACUGCGGCCACGUCCAAGCCAGGACAACACCUGCACCAUCUGCCUGGACACGGUGGAAGACAACAUCUCCUACAUAACCAUGGCGUGUCCCGCGUGCCAAGACGCCCGCUUCCACCGGCACUGCAUCCAGAGACUGGCUCUGCAUGCUGGCAUUGACUUCCGAUGCCCGCGUUGCCUCAAACAAGAGCCGUUCAUGACAGAAAUGCUCACCAUGGGGAUCCGACUCUCUAAGAGACCCCCAUCAUGGCAGAGUGACCCAGACGUCGGACCCUCAGAUCAGAGGCACGGCCGCUGCGAUGCCACAAUGUGCCUUUGUCCGGGAGGCAGGGAGCACUCGCAGGCACACGGACCCUGGCAACUGCGGCUCUGCAGCUCCUGCGCUGCUGAGGGCAUCCACCGACUCUGCUCCUCUUUGGGGAACAGCACCUGCUCCUGGGAGUGCAGCACCUGUGCUGCCACCGACACUGGUAGGCAACAAAGCUUUCAGCACUAUGCAAUCCACACAGGGACCACAAUGGGCCUGGCACCAGGGCCCUCGGCACAGCUUGGCUCCUGGAAAGGGCGGGAUACCACAGCGGCCUCUCCUGCCUGCAGCCUGGGGACUGUCCUGACAACCUUCCUUCUGCCUGCCCCUCUUUGCAGGUUCCACUGGCAAAUCAGACCUUGUGGGCCCCAAAACCUCAAGCACAGAACUGCUGACUCUGUCCCAGGACACGGUGCUCCUCAAGAGCAGCUGCUCCAUCAGCCCUCAGCAGGCCUUCAAGCAGGGCCUCGUGUGCACGUGGCUCUGGGGACUCUGAGCUGGCUCUGCCCACAUCCCACUCACUGUCUGGAGAUGCAAACAGACCAAAAAGCUCCAGUCCUGACAUUCAUGGGGCUGCUGUGCUCUUUCCAGAGCUGUUUCAUCUGCUGCAAGAUGGGGGCCACCAUCACCUGCUGCCAGACGGCCUGCGACCGCACCUUCCACCUGCCCUGUGCCCCAGACGGACAAUGUGUCACCCAGUACUUCGGGGCCUACAGGUCCUUCUGCUGGGAGCACCGCCCACAGCAGGCACUGCGGCCACGUCCAAGCCAGGACAACACCUGCACCAUCUGCCUGGACACGGUGGAAGACAACAUCUCCUACAUAACCAUGGCGUGUCCCGCGUGCCAAGACGCCCGCUUCCACCGGCACUGCAUCCAGAGACUGGCUCUGCAUGCUGGCAUUGACUUCCGAUGCCCGCGUUGCCUCAAACAAGAGCCGUUCAUGACAGAAAUGCUCACCAUGGGGAUCCGACUCUCUAAGAGACCCCCAUCAUGGCAGAGUGACCCAGACGUCGGACCCUCAGAUCAGAGGCACGGCCGCUGCGAUGCCACAAUGUGCCUUUGUCCGGGAGGCAGGGAGCACUCGCAGGCACACGGACCCUGGCAACUGCGGCUCUGCAGCUCCUGCGCUGCUGAGGGCAUCCACCGACUCUGCUCCUCUUUGGGGAACAGCACCUGCUCCUGGGAGUGCAGCACCUGUGCUGCCACCGACACUGGUAGGCAACAAAGCUUUCAGCACUAUGCAAUCCACACAGGGACCACAAUGGGCCUGGCACCAGGGCCCUCGGCACAGCUUGGCUCCUGGAAAGGGCGGGAUACCACAGCGGCCUCUCCUGCCUGCAGCCUGGGGACUGUCCUGACAACCUUCCUUCUGCCUGCCCCUCUUUGCAGGUUCCACUGGCAAAUCAGACCUUGUGGGCCCCAAAACCUCAAGCACAGAACUGCUGACUCUGUCCCAGGACACGGUGCUCCUCAAGAGCAGCUGCUCCAUCAGCCCUCAGCAGGCCUUCAAGCAGCACUGCGGCCACGUCCAAGCCAGGACAACACCUGCACCAUCUGCCUGGACACGGUGGAAGACAACAUCUCCUACAUAACCAUGGCGUGUCCCGCGUGCCAAGACGCCCGCUUCCACCGGCACUGCAUCCAGAGACUGGCUCUGCACGCUGGCAUUGACUUCCGAUGCCCGCGUUGCCUCAAACAAGAGCCGUUCAUGACGGAAAUGCUCACCAUGGGGAUCCGACUCUCUAAGAGACCCCCAUCAUGGCAGAGUGACCCAGAGGUCGGACCCUCAGAUCAGAGGCACGGCCGCUGCGAUGCCACAAGGUGCCUUUGUCCAGGAGGCAGGGAGCACUCGCAGGCACACGGGCUUGGAAGACAACAGUCAGGAGGAGAAAUGCCAGCAGGGCAGCGCAAGAGACGCUCCGGCCGCUUGCCAACAAACUCUCCUAGAUCCAAGAGGGCACGGCCAGAAACUGUCCCCAAGGAAAAAGACCCCCAUCAUGGCAGAGUGACCCAGACGUCGGACCCUCAGAUCAGAGGCACGGCCGCUGCGAUGCCACAAGGUGCCUUUGUCCAGGAGGCAGGGAGCACUCGCAGGCACACGGGUGCACCCACCAUCACCCAACCUUGUCCUCUCCUCCAAGCCCUCUACCCACUGCUUGAUUUGUACCUCGACCCUGCCUACACUUUCCCCUUUAUAAACCCCCUGCCAUCCCGCUUCGGCCCACCAGCUCACCCCUGA